Messenger RNA from Hirsutella rhossiliensis, 1767 nucleotides. Its product is annotated as biotin synthase-like protein. The transcript is spliced from 4 exons. Bases 1 to 1767 code for a protein of 588 amino acids. NCBI's taxonomy places the organism in Eukaryota, Fungi, Ascomycota, Sordariomycetes, Hypocreales, Ophiocordycipitaceae. The record is from RefSeq and is a predicted model, not a curated record.
AUGGCCGCGACCAAGAUCCGAGUCCCCGUCCAGCACUGGAGGUCUCUCCGCCGCCUCGUCGCCUCCCGCCUACGAUUCGUAGUCCUCGGCGCCCUGGUGUGGUCCCUGCUCUACCUCUGCUUCGGCGCGCAACCCGCUCGUCUGGAUGGCCUCGUUCCCGUUUCGACGCGGUCUCGGCUAUUUGGCCCCGGGCCCGGGCCCGUCUCGGCUGGGCCGCCUCCGCUCCCGCCUCGCAUCCCCUGCUAUGGCCCCCGCGGCCGCCUGCUGUCCAAGAGCCCGGACGACGCCCUGCAGAUUGUCAACCUGACCGUCGCCUACCCCACGCCCUUUAUUGGCUCGCAGCGAGAGCUCGGCCUCGAGCAGACUUGGAUGACGGCCGACGGGCGAUACGGACCCUACGGCUUCGGAGAGAAUCGUGACGGUUACAACCGCUCCCGCGUCGACUGGGACGGCGUUGACUGGGGCCAGCUCCAGGACGACUGCCUUGCCCGCAACGCCAAGCGCUUCCCUCGCUCCAAGCCCUCGUCCCAGGUCAAGUACGAGCCCAGGACGGCCCUCGUUAUCCGCGGCUACUCCAAGUUCAAGUUCAAGGCCGAGGAUCUCUGGAACCUGCGCUCCAUCAUCACCGAGACGGCUCUCAAGUCGGGCGGCGAGUACGCCGUCUUUUUCCUCCUCCACGUCCAGGAUAGGCGGAAGAACAUCUUUGCCUCGCGCCGCAACUACUAUGCCGCGCUCCGCGAAGCCAACAUUCCCCCAGAGUUCCAGUCCAUGGUCGUCCUCUGGGAUGAUCACCUGCUCGAAUCGUGGUAUGACCUAGUCAAGGAGCACAGAACCAUGUGGCAAGUGAAUCAGCCGCUGCAGCUCUUUGCACUGCACUUUCCCGAGUUCGAUCACUACUGGCAGAUUGAGCUGGAUCAGCGCUUCAUGGGCGACGCCGGGGCUCACCUCGACGCCGUCGCUGCUUUUGCGCUCAACGAGCCGCGCAAGCAGGCGCUCGAGAGGUCCUCGUACGCCUUCAACGAGGACGUCCAUGGCACGUACGCAGACCUGAUGCUGGAUGUCGACAUGGCCAACCAGGGAAAGUCGAGGGCCUGGGGGCCGAUGCGCAUCCCCGACGUCGUCCCCGUUGGCCCGAUGCCGCCCGUCAAGAACCCGGAAGAAGACGACUUCACGUGGGGCGUGGGCGAGGAGGCCGACAUUAUCGUCAGCAGCUUCUGCGCCGACGUCCAUCACGUCGACUGGAUAUUCCGCGGCUACACUGAGGGCCUGCUCGCGGGCGGCGAGACGCCGAGGUGGUACUGCCCGCCGGCCAUUGAGCGCGUGAGCCGCACCAUGCUCAUGCUGACGCACCAGGCCCAGCACGACGACGGCCUGAGCGUGCCGAGCGAGGCCGUCUUCCCGACCUGGGCCAUGUGGCACGGGCUCAAGCUCAGCUACCCGCCGCAGCCGGCCUACAUGCGGCCGCGCGACCCGGGCGUCGGGGACGGGGAGGAGACGUCGCGGAAUCCGGACAACUGGCGACACCCGGAGCGGACGCCGUGGUUCGGGCAGACGCCGGACCGGAGCCGGGACGGCAUGUCGCACGCCAACCCGCAGAGCCUCGCCGACUCGGGGCUGACGUGGUGGUGGACGUCAGAAUGGCCGCGCGAGAUCAUGGACGUUUGGCUCGAGGGCGAUACCAGCGCCGACGCGAUGCCGGGCGUCCUGGCCAUGGAGGACGGCGAGGUCUACGUGCCCAACUUUGCCAUGCAUCCCGUCAAGUCGUAG